Colletotrichum acutatum is the source of this 1113-nucleotide messenger RNA. RefSeq names its product Fcf2 pre-rRNA processing-domain-containing protein. Gene Ontology annotation, molecular function: RNA binding. Gene Ontology annotation, cellular component: nucleolus. The transcript is spliced from 2 exons. Lineage: Eukaryota; Fungi; Ascomycota; Sordariomycetes; Glomerellales; Glomerellaceae. The record is from RefSeq and is a predicted model, not a curated record. Gene Ontology annotation, biological process: RNA processing. The coding region runs from base 269 to 862 and encodes 197 amino acids.
AUCUGUGAGCUGGCGAGCGGGUCUGUCAUCGUUUCCCGCUUACAUAAGGCCUUUGUGCAAAUGUAUUACCUAAUGCAUAACCAUCUCGAGCCGACGCGCCUCAACUCACUGUCCACUCGUGUCAAAUCCCACUGCCCCACUAGACCUUUAAAGACGAAAAAAAAAAAUCUUGCUUCAGAUUGGACUGUCCCAUUCUUUCUCCUCGAUCCUUUUGCUCACACAGCUGAGUCUCCCUUCAGCUCCCACGGUUCAAUCGCACAUUAUCGCUAUGCCAGAGUUGUGCGAUGGGCGUCUUGAUGAACUCCUGAAAGAAGCGGCUAGUCGCCUCGCGACGAAGCAGCCGCCACGGCCCAAGGAUUGCACCUUGAUUGCCAUGAAGGCCACGCCUGCCAAUCCAACUCUGGAUUCAAAGGUGCAAGCCAAGGCACAAGACUCAAAGAGCAUUAUGCUUCGCGAUCCUAGGCCAGCGGAGAAGAAGACUGUCAAAGAUAGUGCUGGUCCGGGCUGGUUUGGCAUUCCAAAGACAGAUCCUAACGAUCCCGAUCUGAAGCGAGACCUUCAGAUUCUUCACAUGAGAGGAACCGCCAUCGAUUCUAAGCGACAUUACAAGAAGGAAUCCCUCAAGGCCAAGGUACCACGCUACGCUCAUGUUGGACGCAUUGUCGAGGGCCCAACCGAGUUCUACAGCGCUCGCUUGACACGCAAGGAGAGAAAGCAGACCCUGGUAGACGAGUUAUUGAGCGCAGAAAAGGCGUCGGGCAAAUUCAGAUCCAAAUAUGAGGCGAUCCAGACCAAGAAGGCGAGCGGCAAAAAAGCCUUUUACAAGAAACUGGUUGAGCGCCGCCGGCGCAGCCGCCAGUAGCCAGAAACACGUUCUGCUGUGGCUGGAGAUGUUUCUUUUAAACUCGUGAUACCCGAAGUCGCUAGCUGAUAGCUGCGCAAAAUAAAUCAAAUAUCAAACAUGAGCUAUUGUCCCGAGUCGCAGGUGUCAGGAGCUCAAGACGCGAAUGAUACAGAUAUUUAGUACGGAGUAAUAUAGUAUUGAAUCCAAUCACCAUAAUGAACUAUUAUGAGAACGCAACCAAGCGCUUUAUCUGAAUCACCCAACGAAGC